CUGACGGAGACAGACAGACUUCGUUAGACCCGGUGGAAACUGCAGCAGCCACUGGUCAGUUAAAGGCUGAAUUCCACUCAACAACUACACAGACUGAAUAAAGGUCGAAGAAAUAAAAAAUAAAGCAGGAAACAAACAUUUGGUGGAAGAGGUUUGUUUUGAUUAUGGAAACUCGGGACACUGGUUGUUCCAGUCACUUUAUUUUCAGUUAUUUAGAAGAUUACCGGCCUCUUAAGUUCAUAAAAGUGAACAACGUCAAAACUGUUCAAAUCUGAAUAAAAGACUGGUUCGUUGAUGAAUCAGAUUUAAAUAAAAGAGAAUCAUCUUUUUCCCUGGACUCUGUUUUUCUGGUCUAUUAUUUUUUGUCCAUUUGUAUUUUAUUUUAUCUGAAUUUUAAAUCUCAUUGUCUUUUAAUUUUUUAAAAAUUGUGUUUAAAUGUUGUAACACGUUUAUUUAACUUUGAAUUGUCUCUGUGUUGGGACGUAAACAGUCUUAUAAACAUUUAGCUCCAGAUGCGAAUCGUGAUGUCCACCUGGGUGAGCCCUCAGUAUCGUCUUACAGGUAAAGGUGUCGUCCUUCUGUCCUGCAGCCGGUCAUGUCGGUCUCUCAGGUCUCUCCCGGUCUGUUCCUCAGCGGUCUGGACUCGGCUCUGAGCCUCAGUGCGUUGACCGGCAGGAGCAUCACCCUCGUCAUUAACGCCAGUGGACUGGAGGACGUGUCCUACCCUCGGCUGGACGGCCUGCAGGUCCUCCAUGUCCCUGUCCAGGAUAGACCUCACGCCCCCCUGAGACGGUACUUUGACCCCGUAGCUGAACGGAUCUACCAGAACCGGACAGGGAGGACUCUGGUCCACUGCACAGCCGGCAGGAGCCGAUCCCCUGCUCUGAUCAUGGCCUACCUGAUGAGGUUUGAAGGUCUCAGCCUCCGUCAGGCUUAUGAGCAGGUUUUGGAGCAGCGACCCUUCAUCAGACCCAACGCUGGUUUCUGGAGACAGCUGAUGGACUAUGAGAGGUCUCUGUUCGGCAGGAACACGGUGAGGAUGGUGCGGACGUCCAGCGGAGUCCUGCCGGAGGCUCUGCGGGACUCGGAGGACACCGACACCACCGCGGCGUACUGUGUCAAUGUUUGAUGGGCUGCUCAGGUCCAGAUUCUCCUGGAGACACAAGGUCGUCUCUGGUUUUCAGCAGCAGUUGUUCUUUAACUCGGGAUCCUCUUGAACUUUGUGGUUUAGUCAUGAACCCUCAGCGUCAUUGAGAAGAACCACUUCAGGUCUGAAACCAAGUUUCCAGGGACUUUCAUGUGAAAACAGCUGAAUGGAUGAAAAUAAAAUGACGAAGAAAUGUCUGAAAAAAAGGAGGAAAUCAACAAAAUGUUUUAGCUGUUUAUAAUUAACCCCAGUAAAGGUGGAGCACUCCCAGCUGCAGUGGGCACCUG
This is a messenger RNA of Xiphias gladius (swordfish), 1434 nucleotides long. Its product is annotated as dual specificity protein phosphatase 14. The record is from RefSeq and is a predicted model, not a curated record. Gene Ontology annotation, cellular component: cytoplasm. Gene Ontology annotation, molecular function: protein tyrosine/serine/threonine phosphatase activity. The transcript has 3 exons. Gene Ontology annotation, biological process: protein dephosphorylation. The coding region runs from base 596 to 1129 and encodes 177 amino acids. Lineage: Eukaryota; Metazoa; Chordata; Actinopteri; Istiophoriformes; Xiphiidae.